This is a messenger RNA of Coregonus sp. 'balchen', 2734 nucleotides long. The record is from the annotation of a GenBank genome assembly. NCBI's taxonomy places the organism in Eukaryota, Metazoa, Chordata, Actinopteri, Salmoniformes, Salmonidae.
GUCAAAGGGCGUGACCUGUCCCAUCUCAGCCGCCGAGAGGCGUUGCAGUUCCUGGGGGACGGCUAUGAGCAGCCAGUCACUAUGCAGAUUGAGGGGAGGCACCGGCGAGGGAGAAUGCAUCAUCACUCCCAGUACCCAGUGUCUGACUGCGGCACCCAGACGGAGCGGCAAUCCUGGGAGGCUCUGAGGGCCCUAGAGGAGGUGGAGGGGGCUGGGCCUGGCCUCGGUGCCUACGCUUCUGGGUACGUGCUGCUUGGUUUGGGCCUCUCUAGCGGUUCUGUGUCUCUUUAUCUGCUUGUGUAUGCAUGUAUAAUGGCAGAUUAAUAGUGCCCCAGUUAUAUUGAACCAGUGAAGUACAGCGAUUGAGGCUCUGGGUUAGGUCAUUUAGAGUAUAGCCGUGAGAUGUAUACAGAAGUGGUGUUAGAAUUGAAUGGAACCAAUGACUGGAACUGGUCUAAUGUGUAAACAUAGUCAUUUACACUUAACAUGCCUACGGUGUGAAACAGCCAUGUUUUCAUAUGUAAUGAUCUCAUUCUUCACAGACCUUACUAUGAUCACAUGACCCUUCCACCAGAACUCUACGCAGCCAAUGGAUACCUCCCCAGUGUUGCCUACAAUCUGGAGGACAUUAACAGGAUAGAGUAUGAUGAUGUGAGUCAUUCUGCUUUUACAGAUGUAGGAUAUUAAUUUGAGCCAGUUUGCUACAGCAGGUAAAUAAUCCUGCUGCGACAGGAAAUGUUAAUUAUUAUGUGGAUUAUAAUGAAUGAACAUUUUUGUAAUGGUUGGUACAUUCUUUGUAAGGGAAAAUCAAGUCUACCAUUUCUAAGUGGAAAUGACAAGCUUCAGAAGUAUUUUUAAACCUCAAAUACACAAGCUUUACAUUUCCUGCAUUGUAGGUAAGGUCUCCUGCAAAUUAAGAUCCUACAUCUGUAUAUGAGUAUAGCCUAGCUUUUGUACAUCCCAUUGAUAUCUAUCUAAGACUUGUGUAUCCACUCCUUAUGUUCACCUAUACUGUUAGGAUCCAGAGAUGAUGAAUAACCAGCCCAAUAAUAGGAGCUGUCUGAUUGGCUGCUGUAACACUGAUAAUGAUGAGCCUAGCAACUUCCUGAGCCAGGUACUCUAAGAAAUAAAAUGAUAGACAAAUGUUUUAUAUUUGAACACAUGGUCAUAGACAUUCACAAUUAUAACAACCAAUGAUAUUCAUAGUUUCUUCCAUCCUCUAUUUCAGAGUGAAUAUGAGGGCCACUGGCUGGACAGGCCUCUGAAUUACCUACCCCUCCACGAGCUGGACAGUGGCCUGGGCUGCACUGACGGCAGCCUCCACCAGGGGGACCUGUCUGACCCAGAGACAGAGGAGGGGGUAGAGGCCCCUAUGUCCUCCCCUCCAGGAAACACCAGCCGGGGAAGCUCUCCCUCCUCUGAGUCCCUCCUCUCAUCAGAGCUCAGUGACUCUGGCUUCCACAGCGUCAGCACAGGGGAGUUCCGCCACUUCCAGAAGAUUAUAGAUGGGAGGAUCCACAACUACCGGAGCCGCGUCGUGCCCCGGGAGCAGAGAUCAAAGUCUCGCUGGGACCUGGAGUCCAUCCCUGAGACCCUGACCUGUGACCCCCAGGCUGGCAGAGCCCCAGACGGAGCUCACACAGCCAUGACCCACCAGUGCACCAUGGGUAGUAGCUCCAUUCAGUUCCGCAAAGCCAGGAGCCCCCAGCUAAGCAGGCAUGGUACCGGGUCUGCUCCUAGGGUUGCCUCCAGCUGCCGUACAGAACCCUGCCAGAGGAGAGCACUGAUGCUGAACCAGCACUCUUCUGAGGACCUCCCCAGCCGCAGCCACACCGUGCAUGACUUAUCAGACAGGAGACGGGCCAGCCACCCAACCCUGCCCGCUGGGAACACUGCCACAGGGAAAUACAGACACGUAAACAGACAACCGCCCAGCAGCCCAAACCACCUAGCCGUGCCCACUGAGAACUCUGGCACAGGACAAUACAACAGGGGGUUCAACACAGACAUCAUUGAGAAGAGGAGAAGGCCGCUGAGUGACCAUGUGGAAGGCACCUGGCAAGGAUGUGUGGGUGACCACAGAAGCAGUAUGGCCAGUGAGGAAUAUAACAGUGAGAAACAGGGUCUUUCCAAGAGUCCCUCAAAGAAACAGCCUGGGAAGGAGCCAGCAGACUGGCGUCAGUUUGCGACACUGGGACAUCCUCACAUUGGUGGGAACUGGCCCCAAGCAGACGGCCCCUGUGGUCCCCUCUAUAGCACGCUGGAUGGGCCCUCUGCCCGCUCCAGGAGGGGUCUCUCUGGGAAUCCCCGGGCGGUGAGGAACCAGCUCCUGAAGGCGCGAGCCUCCCGGCUGGCUGACGAACGCAGUGAGGUCACCACGGACGAGGAGGCCCGCGGGGAGGCCUGGGCAGGCCGCUACUGGAGCAGGACGGAGCGCCGGCGCCACCUGGCUUGGGCCCGGGAGCAGAGGCAGAGAAAGCUGAACCGUGGUGCUGAGGGGGCAGGGGAGAAUGGGGCUGCAGGUACAGGGGUUGCUGGGGGCCUUGGGGGUGCAGGUGGUCCUGGAGGAGGCUGCAGCACGGUGCUGGAGCUCAGCCAUAGGAAGCAGAGCCGUCUGAGGAACCAUAAACUGCUGGAUGACUGGACCACAGUGGAGGAGCUGCUGACCCAUGGGACACGGGUGGGGCAGGGGGACAACAUCCUCUGUCGCAGCCCUCUGUUGUCUGUCACUACA